AUGGCCGUAAAUUUGAUUAAUUACGCAUUCAAAGGAAAUCUACGGAAAGUAAAGCGUUGUAUUGAAAAUGGCGUUGUUGUGGAUGCUUGUGAAAGUUCAGGAAAUUCAGCUCUUUACUAUGCUGUAUGUCGCGAUCGACGAAAGUGCGUGAAAUAUCUUUUAGAGCGCGGAGCAGACCCAAACAGGUAAUGCAGUUACAGGCUAUAUCCAUAGGGAACCCAUUGGUAUACUUGGUAAGCCCUGGGUUGUUAUCCUUGAGAAAGAAUUUAUAUAGCUAGUCCAGUUUCAGCUGGACGGCUAAAGUUUUAGCUAAUUUUAUAAGUUACAUAAGGAUUGAGGGGACAAUUUCGCCAGCGCUCUCAACGUAACCUUGAAAAAAAAAAGGUUGUAAUACCAUUUGGUAUGAAGACCUAAUGGCGCUCUUUUUGAGUCGCUUCCUGAGACAAGACACUUUACUCAAGAUAACUUCUCCUCCUGAACAUUAGCAUCCAUGCGAUAGCCAGCAAUCUCCUCAGAAGAGGAGCAGUCCUGACUGCUACUUCUCCGUGUGACAAAACUGAUAUUACUAUAUGGACGUGUCAGUCGGGGUGUGACUGUUCUUUGGGAGUCUUCCUUUAUAAGAUGCAUGUAUAAAGUAGCUAAUUACACUUCAUGUGUUUUAUGAAUGACGUAGCAAAUAGCUUGCGUAGAAGAACGGGGCGCACGAGGGAGACACGUGAGAGGAGCGCAUUUUACUUCGAAGCGCUUGCUGGUACUUACUCUAAGCAGCAAACGCCAGUUAACAAUAGUUAACCGAACUGGAAAUAUAUUUCGCUAGGUCGCUACCAAAAAUAAUCACCCCUUUUGAUAUGACCACAAAAUUACGAAAUGAUUCAGGAGUUGUUAGAGACGUGUUUUAGGUAAAACAAUACUGCGUAUACAGCGAGAUAUUCAUUUCAACUGGCUGUCCGUUUGUGGCUCACGCUAAUAGUCGACUUAAACAGUUUUAUUAUCACCCUUUAUUUUUCUGUCACUUUUCACAUACAGAGUAAACAAGGAAGGCUGUACCCCUGUGAAUGCAGCCUGUCUAAACAAAAAUCUUGAAUGCUUGGGAUUGUUGGUCCGACAUGGAGGCUCACUGGGAAAAGUUUCCACUCUUCAGACAGAAAGCGCCAUCGAGUCCGCCCGAUUAACGCGCCAUAAAAAAUUGAUUAAGUUUGUAAGUCACUUAACAAACAAAGACCUUACUGACGAUAGACGUGAUUUCUUGGAACCAACAGAUGAAGAUGGGCAAGAGGUAAUUUUUUUCAAUUUAGUUAAAACACUAUUCGUGCUUAGCUUGACCUCAAGCGGUAUUUCGAAUGCUUUCCCGCUACACCUAGCGUGUGUUCAGACACCCACUCCACUCCAACAAAUCCCCCUGAGUUUGUUUGAGAGGGAAGGGGGCGGCUGUACAGAUAUAAACAUAUAUUUGUAUCUUCUAGGGGGAAGACAGCAACCAUUCCUUUCCAGAGUUGUCAGCUGCUGUGCCUCAAAUAACAGGUGACCAGUUAAAAGCGCCUCAAAUGAAAUUGCUGGAUGAUCUGCCCCACAUGACCCUACAAAAUGCACUGUGGUUUUCCACACCCGUGACAGUGAAGCACUUUAAGGGCAAAGAAAGUAUGAAGCAGCUUCUGAUGAAAGAGGCAGAUCUACUUAGGUAAAUAUUUGACUGAUCCACUGACACCGUAGACCACGAGCAGUCUCCUUUUUUUCUUAGUCUUUCGAGCGAAGCGCGCGAGACACGAAAAUAACCACGCCCGUUGCUACCCUCGUUUCUUGCGCCUCUCGACUUCGCCGCUCGACGCUCGCGCGCUGGUGCACUCUCCUAACUAAAUCAGGGAAAAAGAGGGACCGCUAGAAGUCUACUCACACCGUUUUUCAACCACAGUCAGCCCUCUAGGUCGGUCUCAGGCCUUCUUUACAUGCAAUAGAAGAUACGUCUAGCUGUUUUCACUUGAUACUAAUUUAAAUGAAGAUACCCUAGAAGCAUUCAGUUGCUGUGAUGACAAUAAAAGCGUUUGCAAAUCAACCCGAACAAAUGUAGGGGCUUAAAGGGAAUUUAACUCAUGGCUCCCGCGGAUGCGUUAGCGUUGCAGUGCUCUACCAAAAGAACCAUAAACUGGUAGCAGGCCAAUUGAGUUGAGUUGAGUUGAGUUCAUCUUCACCUUCGCGUACGCUCUGGAGUAAAUAAGACAUUCUUUCUUUAUCCACUGACGUGUGUAGAUGUGCAAACUGAAUAAUUUGAACUACAAUAAUUUAAUUCAUUUUUUCUUUCAGCUGGCUACGUCAUCCGCGAUUCACUCUUCUAAUGGCAGUAUGCCUGGACUAUGAUCCUGAAAACAGCUGUUUAGUUCUGGAGCAUUUUGAAUUAGCAUCUCUCAACCACCUUCUUUACAAGACCAACACUGAAAUAAACCUACCCCAACGGGUACAUAUUAUGUUGGAUGUAGCAGAAGGAAUGACAUACCUUCACGACCAUUCUAUAGUGCACAGCUUUCUUAAUUCCUUGUCCAUUUUAAUUCAUGAAAAGUUUAGAGGAAAGAUAGGCAACUUGGAGUAUUCACAAGAGACUAAAUGUGAAGAACAAAUUCAGGACGACGUAUGCUCAAUCCAAAAGAACUGGAUGGCACCCGAGCAGUUGUCAGGCACGCCUCCCAAUAUGUCGAGUGACGUUUACAGGUUUGUUCCUUUCUUCACCAUUCUUUUUUCUUGUCUAAUCAAGGCCAAAUGAUUCGUACCAAGAACCAGUUAAUUGUCCAUUGCUUUCAGCCGUUUUUGUCUGUACGUGUAAGAUGGUAGCCAAACGGGGCGUGAUGAGCGACGUACGAGUUCUUCUCAACUUUCAAAACAGCUUAAUCUUGCGGGCACAUGAAGAGGGGACAUACAUGAAACCACCACUCCUGCUUUUUGAGGGGCAUUUUCGACAGGGGAACUGGUAAACACUUUGAUCCCGGUUCAGAAACUGAAUACUACACCUGACCCAGUCGAAAACAAGUCGUAUGCGCAUCCAUUCAUCCUUUUUAUUAGUAAAUUUAUGGUACUUAACUAUAGUUAGAACAAGACAGAUAGCCACCAUUCAACAUCAGAUUUCACUAACACAAACCAACAUCCAAUUUUUCAAUCAGCUUUGGCGCCCUCAUGUGGGAGAUUCUGGCCAGAAAGGUUCCUUGGUCCUGGCUGCAAAAGAGCUCAGUCACUCAGGCUGUCUGUGUGGAUCACAAAUCGCUACCUAUGUUGGAUAUUUGGCCGUUCUAUGUUCAGUCUAUUAUAAAACCGUGCCUUCAUGAUGCUGCAGCUCGACCGAACUUCCGUGCUGUUCAUAGUAAUCUCCUGGCUAUUAAGGACAGUGGCGAGGAUCUAACUUCAGUGGUUUUGGAUGGGGCUUUUCCUUACUGGCUGGAAGAAGAGUAUGGUGUUAUAUAUAGUGAGAUCCGCCCAAAUUCAGGACCAUCACAGCCAAAUAAGUGUAGGUCCUCGGAUAUUCAUGUAUUGCUUAGGCGCUCUUCGUCUGCAGUCCAUCAUCACCAGAGACGCCGGAGCACGUCUGUCAAGGCAGGACUGAGAGAUCUUUUGAAAGUAAUGUCAGAUCACUCUAAGAAUUCUCCCAGGGAAAAAGAGAUUGAACGAUUUGGUUACCAGAUUGCCGAGCGGUUGGCGUAUGUUCGAAACAUUCGUCGACACGCGCGAAAUCAUAAUCGUACAGGAUGGGCAAAGGAAAUUGUUUUGACAAGAGCGUUAGAAGGAGAUAUAGAGCGAAUCAAAAAAGCAGAGCAAUCAGGAAUACCAAGUAAAGCAAAAGGAAAACAAAUGAGCAGGCACGGAAGGCGGUAUAGUGUCUUUGACGAGGAAGGUUUUGAACGAAUACAAACGAUAUCUUCUAAGUACAAGAAAAAGAAUUGGUCCAAAAUUUUACAUGGAGAAGAGAAAUUAAAGAAUUCAAUGGAAGGGUUUAAGAGACUGGUAUUUGAGGAGCUUAACGCUCAAGGCUACGAAAAUGAACUGCUGACUGUAAGUAACGAUGUUUCAGAACAAAGCGAAGUAUAUGAAGAUUUGGGUAACGCAAUCAAAACAAGAAAAGCUCAAAUGGAAAGUACUUGUUCACUGCCAGAGAGUAAGGAAAGCACCCCAAAUAGAAUAAAAAGGCAGGAUUUAACAAAGAGUCAGGCAGAAAUGAGUAAUGCAGGCUCUGAAGUCUUGGAACUGUCAAGUUCCGAGGACCCAAAGAUGUCGAUGUAUGCUAAGCCCUAUCAGAAAAAUAGGAAUUCUGUUCCAAAGGAGAUGAGUAUGACAGAAAACGGAAGUGAACGUAAGAAAGUAGCAACAGAGUCACAUGAAAAAGGUUCAAGCCAAAUGACAAGAGGCACAUUAGAAAUGAGUGGAGCAGAUCUGGUGCGCGCACGAUCCCAGUUGGGGAAAGUAACUCUAAAAAACUCGACAUCAGAUCUUAAGGCUGACAUCACUGAUAGAGCUGACGCCAACCGCAAUAAACAACAAAACACCGAAGUAACACACUCUGACAUUCACGGCUCUAGUUCCCACGGCCUGUACGCCAUAUCAGACUUUUUACGAGAAACGGAAUCGUUCAGAAAAGAACGUUCAGAAAUGAUAGCCUUACGAAGUCAAAAUACUUCAAUCUCAAGCGCAGUAGUAGAGGGUAGCUACGCAGAGAGAAUGAUUAACAGUCGGCCCAGAGCGCAGUCCGCUAGGCAUGCGCAGCCACGUCGAAAAUCACGGAGCAGAACAGUUUUGUCAGAUAAAAGAGUCAGCAUAAAUGGUACAGUAGCAAAUGUACCACAAGCUUACCCUAGCAGUAGUCGUGACCUCUCGGGCGUUAGAGUCGAAAGAUCAAAUGGACAGCCAAUGUUCAGGCUGCGAUCAAAAUCUGACUAA
Molecule: messenger RNA, 4911 nt
Organism: Porites lobata
Lineage: Eukaryota; Metazoa; Cnidaria; Anthozoa; Scleractinia; Poritidae
Source: the annotation of a GenBank genome assembly